AUGGAAGAAACAAUUGAUAGGAUUCCCAAAUUAAAAAAGAACAUCACUGAGUUGCGGCCAGAGAUUGUCGACAAGAUGGAAAGAAGAGCUAAUCUAAGUAUACUGGACAGCUUUGCAUCCAGUAACAUUUAUUCAGGAACAAUAGCUUCAGCAAAAUCAAUAAAUGUGGUACGUUUUAUCGAUCAAAGUAAGAGUAACGAUUCAUUUCGUGAUGGAAAUGUUUUUUGCAACCAAUCAGAUGUUUUUAAAUCAACAAUUCAAAAUGGAUUACGAUCAAUAUGUGAGUGUUUGAAAAUAAAUCCAGAUGCUCAUAAUUCAGAGCAAGAGGUUAUGUGUGUUAUUAUAAGUGGUAUUAAAGCUUUGCAGUUGAAAUAUUCUCUGGAAUUGAAAACCAAUGCUCAGUUGAAAAAUGAUAAUGAAACAUUGAUAAUUACUGUGAACAAUCAAAAAGCUGACGCGGAACGUGUUGUAAAUGAAAAUAAAGAGAUUAAAAGACAAAACCAUGAUAUAUAUAAAACCGUCACAAUGUUGGACCGGGAACUUGGUAGUCAUGAAAUUGAAAGUGCAGCAAAAACUAAAGAAUUACAAAGUCGGAUUCUUGCUUUAAAUCAAGAGGUAUUUCAAGUUAAAGAAGGAGAAGAAAAACAAAAACUGGAAAAUCUUAAAUUAUUACAGAAUAUAGCUGAAUUACAAAAACUUGAAAUUAAAGUUGGUGAAUUAACUACUGAAAACAAAUCAUUGGAAACAAAGAAUACCACUUUGAAAAAACUCACCAAGGAAAAGGAAAAUAAAAUUGAUAAAUUAUCUUCUCAAUUAACAUCCAGUAGAUCUAAAUAUGCCAGUAAAUUGAAAUCAUUAGAGCUGGAAACUGGAAAAACCAUUGAUUCCUUGUUGGUGGAAUUGAAAUUGGUAAAAGAUAUCAAUGAGAAAUUAUUGGCUAAAGAUGCAUCCACUAUGGAAACGUUAAAGGGAGUUCUGACAACAACUUAUGAUUCCUUAUAUGAUUGGUUAUUUACUGAUAGUUCUGCUAAUUGCUAUCUCGAUAAGGUUUAUGAAAAUAGAUAUCUAUCAUUAUUAAAUGUGCUUAAACAAACUAAAGAUUCUAAUGAAAUUUAUCAUAAUAGUAUGCAUUCAUUGUUAAUGCGUAUUUGGACUAGUAUGGAGAAAUUACAAUAUUUACCGGCAGAAAACUUGGCUUUCUUUAGAGCUUUGAUUAAGGAAUUCUAUCAGAGGAAAUUAUUAAAACAAGAUGACCUCAUUUUUAUUAAAAAAUUACUGGAUGUAUUCGAUCUUUUGAUGGACUUCAUCAACGAGGAAGUAGUUAUGGGUAGUAGACCUAGUAGAAUUAUAAAAUAA
This is a messenger RNA of Candida dubliniensis CD36, 1356 nucleotides long. RefSeq lists its product as uncharacterized. Lineage: Eukaryota; Fungi; Ascomycota; Pichiomycetes; Serinales; Debaryomycetaceae. The coding region runs from base 1 to 1356 and encodes 451 amino acids. The transcript has a single exon. The record is from RefSeq and is a predicted model, not a curated record.